CUGCUCGGGGCGGGGCCACACAUGCGCAUAAAGAAGGCCCGCCUUUGACCCGGAAUUUUGGUGUUUGGGUGGCGCUUAAAGACACUUGCGUAGCCGGAAGUACCUGCGCGUACGCAGGGUCCAGCCUGGUUUCCGGAGGCCGCUGCGGCGGUUACUGUGUCGGAGACCGGUUAUGGAGGCCGUGGCAGCUGCGGCGGUGGCGGAGAGGAAGCCCGAUAAUGACUGUGUGGAGCCCAGAUGUGUGCACUGGGGGGAGAUGAGCCAGCCUCCCAUUCCAUCUGGACCUCAGGAGAAGGAGACAGCAGAGAGUACACCAGGCAUCCCCAACGGUGACAGCUCCCAGGCAGAGAGUCCAGCUGUGAGUGCCAUGUUGCAUGCCAUUGCUGCCAGCCACCUGCCUGUGUGCAGCCAGCAGCAGGGUGAGCCUGAUCUGACAGAGCCUGAGAAGGUGGCCAUCCUGGGCCAGCUGUACCACAAGAAACCACUGGUGUUCCUGGAGCGCUUCCGCACAGGCCUCCGGGAAGAGCACCUGGCCUGCUUCGGCCAUCUGCGUGGAGACCACCGUGCUGAUUUCUACUGUGCCGAGGUGGCCCGGCAGGGCACUGCCCGGCCUCGAACCCUGCGCACCCGCCUGCGUAACCGGCGUUAUGCUGCCCUGCGUGAGCUCAUCCAAGGAGGCGAGUACUUUAGCGACGAGCAGAUGCGGUUCCGGGCCCCAUUACUGUACGAGCAGUACAUAGGACAAUACCUCACCCAGGAAGAGCUCAGUGCCCGCACACCAGCCCCGCAGGCCCCCAGGUCUGGCUCCCCCGGCACGCCUGCCUAUCCACUCUCCGACCUACUGUUUCAGUCCUACCAGGAACGGGAGCUGCAGCAAAAGCUGCUCAGGCAGCAAGAGGAGGAGGAGGCCUGCUUUGAGGAGGAAGAGGACAGUGAUGAGGAAGACCAGAGGUCGGAUAAAGACUCGGAAGCCUGGGUGCCUGACUCAGAAGAGAGGCUGAUCCUUCGAGAGGAGUUCACCAGCCGCAUGCACCAGCGGUUCCUGGAUGGCAAGGAUGGGGGCUUUGACUACAGCACGGUGGAUGACAACCCUGACUUUGACAACCUGGACAUUGUGGCUCGUGAUGAGGAGGAUCGGUACUUCGAUGAAGAGGAGCCUGAGGAUGUGUCGAGUGCAGAGCUGGAUGGGGACUGAUGGCUUCCACCUUUCCAGCCACCGCUGCAGGCAGCUGAUUACAAGCUGGCCCAGUGACUCAGGCCAUCAAGACAAGCCCCCUAGACUUGGCCACCUCAGACAAUGCCCCCACUUCUGUUUAGGGGUUCCUACUUUUCUCUCUGGGAACAUCACUGCCCCUCUUGCUCUGGCCCCACCUGUCUUUUCUCUUUGAGAUAGGAUCUUGUUCUGUAGCACUAACUUGCCUGUUACUUGCUUUGUAGCCCAGGCUGGCCUAAAACUCAGUCCUGCUUCGGCUUCCCACAUGCUGUGUGUACAGGCGAGUCCCUGUGUCCUGACUACCCAUUCUAUUCUUACCCGCUUUCUCCCUUCAUGUCACUGCCCCACUCGGUUCCUAGAUCUCUAACUUCUGUGCAUCCACCUUCUGCGAAUUUCUGUGUCACGGGUGCUGUGCCCACACACCACAGCUGGGCCCUGACAGUUGUCUGGUGGCUGCAGCUGCCCCAUGGAUGCUGGUGUCAAGCUCCACCUGAUACCCAGCACAGCUUGAGUUUCUCCACCCCUCCCUGCCAGUGUCUUACACUGGGCACCUCUUGCUUCCCCCAAGCUCCCACCUUACCUCAUGCCUCCCCAUCCUUGUUCAUUUCCAUGUAUCUCCAGGCCUUGAUGUCUGCCCCUCUGUCUCAGCCUUUACUGUUCAGGUUCUCUGGGUCCCCUCCCCUAGGCCUGGCAGCCAAGGGCAGCAGAAGCCUUCCCUGUGGGUGGAGGUUAGGGGAACCCAGGGGUAGCACCAGCUUCUGCUGUUCCUUUUGGACACAGGCUCGGGAGUGCUGGCAGAGGCAGAGCUGAGUACCACAGGGCCAGCUUGAGUGUAGGAGGGACUCGAGGGGACUCUCCCCUACCAGCCCCCCUUCCCAGCCACAAUUUUCCUUUUCCUCACUUCCUCCACCUCCUUCUCCCUCUCCUGUUUACACUCCCCAAAUACUCAACAGGCUGUUAUCAUGGGUCUUGAGUCAUCACACACAGACACACAGCCUGCCCCAAGUGUCCCUGCCCCCAGCCAGCCACAGGGCCCGCCCCACAGAGCCCCCUGCUGCCCUGGGCUAAUGAAAGCCAGAUGGCUGCCUGUGACUCAGCCAUGGCCUGUGGGAACCCAGACAUCCUACCUUCCCAUGCCCCACACCCGGCCCCUGUGUCCCCAGCAGACAGAAGCAACCUGCACCUGUGGGGAUGGAGGCUAGCAUGUCUGGGCCUGAGGAUCCAAACUGCUGUGGCCAUACCUGAAGGACCCUCAAAACUGCUUUGUAAAGCCAAGGUCCUGACCCUGGCUCUUGGCUCUGCUGUCUGUAUCAAGUAAACUCACCCAGGUGGGUAGAGGGUGUUCUUUUAAACUGUUGAAAGCUCCUCAAGAGCUCAGUCUGGGCCAGGCCUGAGUGACACCUAACAGCCCUGGAAACAAGACUGUCAACUGCCACUUGUCACAAAGGGUGGAAAGGUCCCAUCUUGAGACCACCUGGACUCCCAGGCAGAGCCAAGACUGGAACACACUUAGCCAGUGUGCCACCAUGUGACCUCAUUGGACAAUGGUGGAGAUGCAAAGACAGACUUCCUCCCACGGGACUGUAGAAGAUGCAAGUUUUGUGGUAUGGUGGCAGGUGAUGGACUGUCACACUCCUACCCUUACCUCCCCAGAGUAUGCAGUGAAUCGCCAACUGGGAUCCCACCACACUGGACAGGAGCCAGGAGUGCUUAAGUAUUUUUCACAGUUGACCAGUGUUCUGUCCGAUCAUUAAACUUAUUUAAGAUAGAAACUACC
Molecule: messenger RNA, 2990 nt
Organism: Mastomys coucha (southern multimammate mouse)
Lineage: Eukaryota; Metazoa; Chordata; Mammalia; Rodentia; Muridae
Gene: Ccdc97
Product: coiled-coil domain containing 97
Exons: 5
Coding region: 173-1195 (340 amino acids)
Source: RefSeq, a predicted model, not a curated record